Messenger RNA from Penicillium odoratum, 858 nucleotides. RefSeq names its product PaaI family thioesterase. The transcript has 3 exons. The coding region runs from base 1 to 858 and encodes 285 amino acids. The record is from RefSeq and is a predicted model, not a curated record. NCBI's taxonomy places the organism in Eukaryota, Fungi, Ascomycota, Eurotiomycetes, Eurotiales, Aspergillaceae.
AUGCUCCGACAAUCCUCUAGUUUUUCUUCCCUCGCCCGAUUAUCACUUUCCUCUCCUCGCCUCAUUCAUCCCUCUUACGCUCGUAACCUUCGAUUCCAGUCCACCUCACUCCCCACUCCCCUUCCAAAACAGCCCUCACGCGUCCGUCGCUUCGCAGGCUUCAUCUCAAUUGCCCUCUUCGCCUUCACCGCAGGCCUAACCUACAAAUCCUACCGCACCGUCUCCGAAAUAAUGGCCCAGCCCAUCCUCUCCGACGAGCAGACUCUGUCCGCCUACGAACCCGUCGACGACAUCACGCAGGAGAUCGACACAACACUACAAAGUCACCCCGAAGCCCUGGCACUUCGCGCAAACCCCGAAUUCAAAGAAUCGCGCCCCCACCUCAAGAUCCCGGAGGCUAUGCGCCCGCGCAGUCUGACAGCAGGUACAUUAGCUGGACCGGGCAAGAUUGUCGUCCCGCCUUACGUCUUCAGCGAGCGCGAUGGAAAGAGCCUCGUCUCGCUGAUGUAUCUUGGAUCGGAGAUGUGCGGACACCCGGGGAUUAUUCACGGAGGACUGUUAGCGACGAUUCUGGAUGAGGGUCUUGCGCGGUGCUGCUUCCCGGCUCUGCCUAAUAAGGUGGCUGUCACUGCUAAUCUGAAUAUUGAUUACCGGGCGCCGGCUAUGGCGAAUUCCUACGUGGCGUUGCGGGCGGAGACUGUUAAGGUUGAGGGUCGGAAGGCGUGGGUUGAGGGUCGGAUUGAGACUCUUCCCGUUGAUGGUAGUGAGCCGGUUAUCUUGGUUCAGGCCAAGGCUUUGUUCAUUGAGCCUAAGCAGGCUGCUGCCCUUCAGUCGCUGUACCGUGGCGCGAACGAAUAG